CGCGUGUGAUGACAAUUUGGGUUUCAGACACGAGGAAUCAGCGGUCCUCUCUCUCUCUCUCUCUCUCUCUGCCAGCCAUACUUCUCGGGAAGUGGCGCCAGCGAUGGCCGUGGAGUCCCACGGCGAAGCCGCCGCUAAGGCGGAUGCGUCGGCGGCGUCGAGCCCGUCGGUCCCCAAACCGGUUGUGACCCCAGAGGACGAGAUCCGUGCGGUGGCUCGCAAGUUCUCCGAUCAGCCCGUCCAAAACCCCGAUCCCGGUGUCUGGGCCGUCCUCACUGCCAUCUCCAAGAACGCCCGCCAGCGACCGCAGGGAAUGAAUAUUCUUUUGAGUGGGGAUGAGCACUGCUUGGGCCGAUGCGUAGAGGACACACGCUUCCAAAUCAGUGUGAUUGCCAUCAGUGCAAAUCAUUGCAAAAUAUUUAGGGACAGAGUAGCAGCUGCAGAUGCCAAGCUUGAUCCUACUUCCUUGGUUCCAGUUUUCUUGAAGGACACCAGUACGAAUGGGACAUUUCUCAACUGGACAAAGCUAAGAAAACAGUCUCCUCAAGCUAGACUUCAGCACGGGGAUAUAAUAUCAUUCAUUGCUCCUCCUCAAAAUGAUAAUUCCUAUGCAUUUGUAUACAGAGAAGUGCAUAGAUCUUCAUCUUUAGCAAAUGGUUCGGCAUUGAAAAGAAAAUCAGAGGAGUAUGAUACUGAUAGCAAGAGGCUUAAAGGUAUUGGCAUUGGUGCUCCUGAUGGUCCUAUUUCACUUGAUGAUGUCCGCAGCCUUCAGAGAUCCAACACGGAGCUUAGGCAGCAUUUGGAGUCACAUGUUCUCACUAUUGAAACGUUGCGUGGCGAAAGCCGGUCACUGAUGGCUCGUCAUGAAAAUGAGCUCAAAGAGCUGAAGGAAAUGGUGUCAAAUUCUUUCCUUGACCAAAUUAAGGAGCUACAGAGUGCGUUAGAUGAGAAGCAGAAAGAAAUAGGUUCUCUUAAUGCAUUAUCUGCUGAAUUACGAAGCUCAGUGAAGGAUCUUAACGAAAGACUUAGUGCAUCUAUGCAAUCACGUGUUGAUGCUGAUGAGAUUAUUCAGAGUCAGAAAGCAACUAUAUCUGAAAUUGAGGCUCGUUUAGAUGAAGAAAGAAAUCAGAGAAGGGGGGAGCGACAAAAGGCGGCGGCAGAUCUGAACUCUGCACUGAAGAGAGCUCAACUCGAGGCCCAAGAGGAAAUUAAGCGGCAGUCGGAGAUUCAUUUAAGACAACAUAAAGAACAGCAAGAAGUUAUCAAUAAGCUGGAGGAGUCUGAGAAAGAAAGUCGGUUGCUUGUAGAAACAUUAAGAUCAAAGCUGGAAGAUGCUAGGGAGAGCCUAGUUACGUCUGAAAAGAAAGUUAGACAACUAGAAAUUCAGGUGAAGGAUGAACAAGUCGCAUUAAUAAAUAGCCGGAAGAAAUCAGAAGCGCUGGAGUCUGAGUUGGAGAAACUGAGAAAGGAACUAGAAAGUGAAAAGGUGGCCAGGGAAGAAGCAUGGGCUAAAGUUUCAGCUCUUGAACUUGAGAUAGCUGCUGCAAUUCGUGAUCUUUCAAUUGAAAAGCAGAGGUUCCAAGGAGCCAGGGAAAGAAUAAUUCUGCGGGAGACCCAGCUGCGAGCAUUCUACUCCACAACCGAAGAAAUCUCUUCAUUGUUUGCAAAACAGCAGGAACAACUCAAGGCAAUGCAGAGAACUCUGGAGGAUGAGGAACACUAUGAGAAUGCAUCAAUUGACAUGUAUCUAAAAGAAGUAUCAACUGGAAAUAACAAUGCUGGUGGAAGAUAUGAGUGUAACGAUUCAAGAGCUUCUGGUGCUUUUACUCCAAAGAAUUCCCAAGCAAUGAGUGGCAGCUCUGCUGAUGAAGAAGUCAGCGCCACGGAGAAGCAUGAGUGCAGCCUCGGAAGCCAAGGUGGCAACACCCAAGACUUGGAAUGCAAUAGUGCUGAUAGGUCGGUUAAGGGGUUUGGAUCAGAUAUUGAUGGUGUUGGCACAGCUGUGGAUCCUGAGGGUGAUCCUACUGACACCGAACAAGUUCUGGGAACAGAGAGCCAAGCUGGCGAUCCUGCUUUGCAUAAAUGCAGCAACCUGGGAGGAGAGACCAUGCAGAUUGAUGAUGAUCCCCAAGUCCAAGAAAAGGUGGAACCUAAUGGCAACCACACUGGUAGACCUGAUGGUUGCUCACAGCAAGGACUACAGGAUACUGAAACUGGGACAAUAAGAACUGCUGAUCUUUUAGCAUCAGAAGCUGCUGGGAGCUGGGCUGUCAGCACCGCCCCUUCGGUCAACGGAGAGAAUGAAUCUCCGAGGAGCAUGGGGAAUGCUGAUGCUGUUGGUGAGGACAUAGCUGCUGUCGCCACUUUGCCGCUCUGCUCUGAUGGCUUUGCCGUGGGAAGUCAAAGUAAUGUUGGUCCAGGCAUAACUAAACUGAGCAAAGAAAACGAGGCACCUAAUGCCAUGAUCCAUAAAGCUCCACUUACCCGACUCGACGUUAGGCGGCUGUUUGAAUGUCGUCCAGACCUGUCUGAUGCAGAAACUGAGGGUAGCAACAACAGUGAUGCCGAUCAUGACAAUGGCCAUAGCAUCCAUGACGUGGAUAGCGAUACUGAUGGGACCGGAGAUGAUGAGAGGAUUGAUGACUCGGUUGGUUGAUCAUGUAGAUACCACAGGAAGGGCAGUGCUCUCUGCUGGUCCUCCACUAUAGAUGUGUAUACAAGUAGAAUGUUAGUUAGGAGGACUCUUAGUUUUCCCUAAUGGUAUGUAUGAUUUCAGCCGGUGCUUAAUGUACAGUGUUUGCUUCCUGUAAAUCAUAGUGUUUAACCCUGACUUGGAAGUACUUGAAUAUUUUUCCCUGUGAUUCUAUAGAGAAAUAUAAUAUUUUUGAGACA
This is a messenger RNA of Musa acuminata subsp. malaccensis (wild Malaysian banana), 2892 nucleotides long. RefSeq lists its product as uncharacterized. The record is from RefSeq and is a predicted model, not a curated record. Gene Ontology annotation, molecular function: protein binding. Lineage: Eukaryota; Viridiplantae; Streptophyta; Magnoliopsida; Zingiberales; Musaceae.